Messenger RNA from Podospora pseudocomata, 1288 nucleotides. RefSeq names its product Ribosome biogenesis protein (gene NSA2). Bases 185 to 970 code for a protein of 261 amino acids. The transcript has 4 exons. Gene Ontology annotation, biological process: maturation of 5.8S rRNA; maturation of LSU-rRNA. The record is from RefSeq and is a predicted model, not a curated record. Gene Ontology annotation, cellular component: nucleolus; preribosome, large subunit precursor. Lineage: Eukaryota; Fungi; Ascomycota; Sordariomycetes; Sordariales; Podosporaceae.
CCCGCCACCAAGCCUGCGAUAAGCUCUCGAUUUUUUUAUCAGAGGACGACCUCCAGUGCCAACGCCUGGAUUCAAUCGCAUCGCCAUUACGCCCUAGCAAGCUUGCGAAUCCGAAUCUUGAGCUCUCCUUCAAACCAUCAUCAACUGAGAACUCAAGACCCUUGCCAGGGCGACAGAAUUCAUCAUGCCCCAGAACGAGUAUAUCGAAAGACACCGCAAGCUUCACGGCAAGCGUCUCGAUCAUGAGGAGCGCACGCGCAAGAAGGCCGCUCGUGAGGGCCAUAAGCAGAGCGAGAAUGCGCAGAACCUCCGCGGCCUGAGGGCCAAGCUGUACGCUAAGCAGCGUCACUCGCAAAAGAUCCAGAUGCGCAAGACGAUCAAGCAGCACGAAGAGCGCAACGUCAAGGGCGCCCCCGCCGAGAACGAGCCCUCCAACCCUAUUCCCUCGUACCUUCUCGACCGCGCCAACCCCACAUCCGCCAAGGCCCUCUCCAGUCAGAUCAAGAGCAAACGUGCCGAAAAGGCGGCGAGGUUUUCGGUGCCGAUUCCCAAGGUCAAGGGUAUCAGUGAGGAGGAGUUAUUCAAGGUUGUCAAGACGGGCAAGAAGGUGCACAAGAAGGGAUGGAAGCGUGUGGUUACGAAGCCUACUUUUGUUGGGCCUGAUUUCACCAGACGGCCGGUCAAAUACGAACGUUUCAUUCGCCCCAUGGGUCUCCGGUACAAGAAGGCCAAUGUCACACACCCAACUCUCAAUGUCACGGUACAGCUCCCGAUCUUGGGCGUCAAGAAGAACCCCAGCAACCCCCUGUACACCCAGCUCGGUGUUCUGUCCAAGGGUACCAUUAUCGAGGUCAACGUCUCCGAUCUUGGUAUGGUCACAGCUUCCGGAAAGAUUGCCUGGGGUCGUUACGCCCAGAUUACCAACAACCCCGAGAACGACGGCUGCCUGAACGCUGUUUUGCUUGUCUAAGUUGGUGGCGGUGGGUAUUUUGGAAGGCGGUCAUCAGAGUCUCUGGGGAAAAUGGGUUUUGCAAAAGAUUUGCAUGGUCAAGGCGUCCGGUGUUGGAUGGUUAAUGUCAAAAUAUCCCUGGAAAACACGCCGUUGCCCAGUGUGUUAGUUGCUGUGUUGAUUUUUAUCGAUUUGGCUGAGAGUCAUUGUAGCCGGCUAGAAGUAUAUACCAAGAUGUGCGCAAUUCAUGGGUUUUAAUUUAUCUUGGUCUGUGUCUGGUGACAGCUGUUGACUUUGGGGGUUGCAUUCACAUGCCUCGGCUGGUGGCGUGGUGAUUGG